Messenger RNA from Neoarthrinium moseri, 2268 nucleotides. RefSeq lists its product as uncharacterized. The transcript has 2 exons. Gene Ontology annotation, biological process: ribosome biogenesis. The record is from RefSeq and is a predicted model, not a curated record. Bases 1 to 2268 code for a protein of 755 amino acids. Gene Ontology annotation, cellular component: nucleus. Gene Ontology annotation, molecular function: RNA binding; ATP hydrolysis activity; preribosome binding. Lineage: Eukaryota; Fungi; Ascomycota; Sordariomycetes; Amphisphaeriales; Apiosporaceae.
AUGCCGGCCGCACUGGUCAACCGUCUGGAUCGGGACAUCUACCAGAUCGUCCGGAAAUUCGAGGACGAGCAGUCCGAGAAGACGGCAAAGACCGGGGUUCCACCCAAAUUCACCGUCUCUGGCGUCUACGACAGGAUCAAGCGCUCCAACUCGAGCCUGUCGAGGGAGAAGAAGAGGCCCUUGGAAGACUCGAUAGAGCGCGUCCUGCGUUUCCGAAAGGAGGAACGCCUGGAGGAUGAUGAAGAUCAGGCCAUGGAUGAUGCGCCGACCGACGAGCCAAAGGUCAAGGAGCGCGACUAUUUCCUCAUGAAUAAGCAGAUCGCCAGGUCUUGGAAUGUGGCAAGGAGGGAGCGCACGCCAGAGGUGACGACAGGGUCUACCACACCCGCAGUCGAGACCGUCGACUCUGCCAUUGUCCUGACGGACAGGCAACCUAACGGGGAGCCCAAGUCCAAGAAGUUGAAGACGAGGCAGGUCAAGGAAAAGGAGCCCGUAGACCGCAGCCCGCCGGCCGGUGUCUCCCUCGAGGACCUGGGUGGCAUGGACGACGCCAUCGAACAGCUCAUCAAGGAUGUGGCUCGGCCCAUGCGCCUUACUGGUGCCUACAUUGCAGCGCAUGCGAACCCGACUCGCGGUGUAUUGCUGCACGGCCCUCCGGGAUGUGGAAAGACCAUGCUCGCCAACGCCUUCGCAGCCCGAUUAGGGGUCGCCUUCAUUCCCGUGUCUGCCCCGUCCCUUGUGGCGGGCAUGUCCGGAGAGUCUGAGAAGAAGAUUCGGGAGCUGUACGAGGAAGCCAAGGGCCUGGCGCCAUGUCUCGUCUUCAUCGACGAGCUCGAUGCCAUCAUGGGAAAGAGAGAGAACGCCCAAAGAGAGAUGGAGAAGCGCAUCGUCGCGCAGAUGCUCACCUGCAUGGACGAGCUGAGCUUGGAGAAGACCGGCGGCAAGCCCAUCAUCACUCUUGCUGCGACCAACCGACCGGACAGCAUCGAUCCUGCCCUUCGGAGAGCAGGCCGAUUCAACAGGGAGAUCAACAUUGGGGUGCCAAACGAGCAGGGCAGGGCCAUGAUCAUGCGGGCACUUACACGGAAGAAGAAGCUGUCGCCAGAGGUCAACCUCGAUGUUCUUGCGAAAAUGACCCCUGGUUUUGUCGGUGCAGACUUGGAGGACGUGAUUUCCGUUGCGACCGCCGACAUGCUUGAUCGAACGACCGAACAGAUUGUCAAACAAGCGGUUCUUGAUAUGGAAAGCAAUGGGCUCUUUUCGGACGGAUAUGAAGUAGCACCCAGAACCAGGGAUCUGCUCCGAGAACUCGAUGCCAUCAAUACCAUCUCAGGCCAGUCUAUUGAGGAGGAAGCGUGCGUCCUCACACAGCAGGACUUUGUGAGAGCAGUGUCCAAGGUCCAGCCAUCGGCCAAGCGCGAGGGUUUCACCACGAUUCCAGACACAACCUGGUCGCAAGUCGGCGCGCUGAAGAAGGUCCGGGAGGAGCUCGCCCUGGCCAUCGUGCGGCCGAUCGAGACGCCAGAGCAGUUUGCCACGCUCGGUUGGAAGUCCCCCUCGGGCGUGCUCCUCUGGGGUCCCCCGGGAUGCGGCAAGACGCUGCUGGCCAAGGCCGUGGCCAACGAGGCCAAGGCCAACUUCAUCUCGGUCAAGGGCCCGGAGCUGCUCAACAAGUACGUGGGCGAGUCGGAGCGGUCGGUGCGGCAGGUCUUCACCCGCGCGCGGUCGUCGGCGCCCUGCAUCCUCUUCUUCGACGAGCUCGACGCCCUGGUCCCGCGCCGCGGCGACAACAUCGCCGAGUCCAGCGCCCGCGUCGUCAACAUGCUGCUCACCGAGCUCGACGGCAUGGACAGCCGCGCCGGCGUCUACGUCAUCGGCGCCACCAACCGCCCGGACAUGAUCGACUCGGCCAUCCUGCGGCCGGGCCGCCUCGGCACCAGCCUGUUCGUCGACCUGCCCGACGAGGCCGGCCGCGUCGACAUCCUGCAGACCCGCAUGAAGAACGUGCUGCCCGACAUCGCCGAGCACGACCUGCUGGCCCUCGACCCCAUCGCCCGCCGCUGCGACGGCUUCAGCGGCGCCGACCUCGAGAACCUGCACAUCGCCGCCGCCAAGGCCGCCGUCGAGCGCAUGGACCUGCAGGGCGAGGGCAGCGUGCGCACGCUGACGCCCGCGGACUGGGAGGCCGCCCUGGGCAAGAUCCAGCCGUCCGUGUCGCAGCAGGCGUAUGCCAAGUUCACGAGACUCAAGGAGAAGGGCUGGAGCUAG